Messenger RNA from Dermatophagoides pteronyssinus (European house dust mite), 6812 nucleotides. RefSeq lists its product as uncharacterized. Gene Ontology annotation, molecular function: protein binding. NCBI's taxonomy places the organism in Eukaryota, Metazoa, Arthropoda, Arachnida, Sarcoptiformes, Pyroglyphidae. The record is from RefSeq and is a predicted model, not a curated record. Gene Ontology annotation, biological process: signal transduction.
GGCAAUAUUGCACAUCAAUAUUGAAUUGAAUUAAAUAAAAAUGGAUUCGAAACAAAUUUUUGUUUACAAUAAUAAUAAUAAAAUCAACAACCAUUCAUUACAACAUUAUUGGAUGGAUAAUAAUGAUAAUGCUAAAGAUCCGACAAAGACAACAAUGACAAUGUUCAAUGUUGAUAAAUCAUCAGUGCCAAAUUCAUCAUCAUCAACAACAAAGCAUCGACAACAACAACAACAACGACAAUCAUUAUUAUUAAAAUCCAGUGAUAUAAUGGCCAAAUUAUCAAUACAAAAUAAUAAUAAUAAUAAUCGUCGUUUCACAUCGAUGAUUAAAUCACCAUUUUUAUUAUUUACAAAUCAUCAUUAUCAAUCGAAAAAGUCUUCAUUACCAUCAUUCAAUCUGUAUAAUAAUAAAUCAAAUAAUGUGAUGUAUCCACCAUUAACCAUUGUGAUUAUAAUGAUUUUCAUUUCAGCUAUAUUGAUGGUUGAAAAUAUUCAAGGGCAACUAUAUAAUAUUAGCUGUCCAAAUGUUAAUCUAAUACCACGUUUAACAAUGCCAACAAAAUCAUCAUCAUCAUCAUCAUCAUCUUUAAAUAAUUUACAUUUUAAAAAUAGCAAUUCUUCUGUUCAUCACCAUGAUUUAAUUAUGUCAAAUAUGAUGUUAACACCUGAAUGUGAUUGUACGGUCAAAGAUGAAGGUGGUUGGGAAAUUACCUGCUUUUUAAGUGGUAAUGAAAUGAAUUCAUAUGAUGAAGAUUCUUUAUCAUCAACAAGUGCCAUUAAUGAUCAUAGUGAUCAUAAUGAAAAUAAUCGAUGGCUAGAAUCUGAAGAUGGCAUUGAAUUUGAUUAUGGUGGUGAGAUACCGAUUGCAUUUAUUGUUAAAUAUGAUGUUCAACAUCAAACUCUCAAGAUUGAAUGUGAUAAAGGGGCGCCUGCAUUUAAGCCUGCAUUAUUUCAAGGUUUUGGCAUCGAUCGUAUCGAUAAUUUUGUGAUUUCUAAUUGUGAACUUCCACAAACAUUACCAUUAAGUUUUAUAUUGGAUCGUACACAAACAUCAUCAACACAGAAUGGUGGUUUUCAUUUAACAUCUACUGUUGGUUCACAUAGUUUCAGUAUCAAUACAACUGGUCAACAACAUUUUUUCGAUACAUUACCAUCGAUAAAAACAUUAGUAAUAAAAUCACGUAAACGUGUCAGUGUUACACAAUUAAACACAUUAUUGAGCGAUCUACGAACAUUGGAAGAAUUACAGUUGACCGAUUUUGAUCUUAACGAUAUUGAUAGCUAUGCUAUUGAAACAUAUGACAACACACAUUCAUCAUCUGUUUUAAAUGAAUUUCAUAACGUUAAUCAUCCGAAACGAAUGAAACGAAAAAGCAAUGAUGAACAUUUAAUUAACCAUAAUGAUGAUGAUAAUAAUCGGGAUUCAAUAAUUGUCACUACUAUGAGCACAAAUGAAAUGUCAUCAUCUCUGACUAUACCUACUACAACAACACUAACUACCGAAGUACUACCAUUAAAUAUAGAAACAACAGUAAAUAGCAAUCAAAAUGGUGGAGAUAAUUUUUCGGAUUUAACAACGGCAUUACCUUUACCAUUACCGCCAUUAGGACGAUCAUUGUCGAUAGAGGAUCCAUUCGUCGUUGAUCCUGAAGAUAAAAUUAUUAAUGAAACGUUAAUUACUUUGAUGAAUGCUGAAAAUGAUAGUCGAAUCAAUUCAUCAUCAUCAUUAUCGAUGAAAACCACGACCAUCAAACCUAUGAUUCCUAUAGCAACGACCAUAAUGUCAUCCGAUAAUCCGAACAACAUUGAACCAGAUGAUAUGAUCAUAAAUAUGACUUCAUCAUCAACGACUAUUGCGAAUGAAAAUGAAUCGAUCAAUUUUGAAGAAGAUAACAUUAAUGAUGUAAACAUUGAAAAUCGACCAAUUAUUAUGUUGGAUGAUAAUGUUUUCAAUUUUGCUCGCAUACUUCCAAAUCUAAAAGAUCUACGGUUGAAAAAUUUUAUCAAAGAAUCUAGUAUACCGAAUGUUAUGUUUCAAGUUAUAAAAGGACUGGAUAAACUGGAAUUUCUUGAAUUACGAUCAAAUCAUUUGGAAGCAAUACCGGCCAAUGCAUUCAAAUUUGCUGGUACAGCAUUGAAAAAACUUUAUUUAUCACAUAAUUCUAUCAAACAUAUUGAUCCGAAUGCAUUCACCAAUCUAUCACAUUUGGAAAUUUUAGAUAUUUCACAUAAUCAUCUGGUUCACCUCAAUGAUUAUACAUUCAAACCGUUGAAAAAUCUACAAUUUUUGACAAUGUAUCGAAAUCAAUUUCAAAAUCUGAGCGAAUAUCUAUUUCAGUCGAACAAAAAACUUAUUUCGUUAGAUAUUAGUCAGAACAAUCAACUGGAACCAUUGCCCGCCCAGUUAUUUAAUGGAUUGACAAGUUUAUCGAAUUUAUCACUUGCACAUUGUAAUCUAACAGCAAUCAGUAUUGAUCAACGACAAUUUUUUCGUAAUGUACCCAAUUUGCUUUCACUCAAUAUGAAACGAAAUCAAUUGAAAAAUCUUACAUUGAAUGGUUUGUUCGCAUGGAAUACUAAAUUGUCAAAAGUUGAUUUCUCAUCCAAUCAAAUCGAACAAAUUAGUGCUGAUAUUUUUACAAUCAAUUCGACCGAAAUAGUUGAAUUGAAUCUGAAUAAAAAUCAACUGUCAGAAUUGCCGGAAAAUUUGUUUAUUGAAGCGCGUAAAAUACGUAAACUAUCGGUAUCAUCGAAUCGAUUGCAGCAGAUAUCACCAAUGACAUUCAUGGUAUUACGUGAACUUGAACAGCUAGAUUUAAGUCACAAUCUUAUCACUACAAUCAAUACAAUUGCAGCCAAUGCACUUCCAUUUGGUCUUGGUGGUUAUCUUCGUAAAAUCGAUCUGUCAUAUAACCAAUUAUUCGAUUUUGAUUCAGAUAUACGGCAAAUGAAUUGGAAUUUUUAUCUUCAUAUUGCCGAAAUAAAUUUACGAAAUAAUAAUUUUACUGGAACAUUAUGGGUUCCAAAUCAAAUGGCUUCGCUGGAAUCUCAAUUUCGAUUAGAUGUCAGUAAUAAUCAAUUUGAUUCUGUAAAUGUACAGGAAAUUUUAUCUACAAUUCCAGUUACUGAUCGUUCACAAGCUACGGUUACUAAAGAAACGCUAGUUCGAUUAGACAAUAAUCCUCUCAAUUGUGAUUGUCAUCUUUUUCCAUUCCUUAAUUAUACAAAAUCUGUUGGCCGUCUUUAUGGGAAACAUUUUGAUACGAUCAAUAGAAAAAUUAUAUUCAUGAUUGAUGCGAAUCCAAAAGUUACUUGUCAUAGUCCGGAAAAUUUGAUUAAUCGUCCAUUGGAUAAUCUCAAAUUGAGCGAAUUAAUCUGUACGAUCGAUGAUGAACGGAUUUGUCCCAAAGAAUGUGAUUGUAAUUAUAGAAGUUCAGAUCGUUCUGCUAUUAUCGACUGUGAUAAUCGUAAUAUUUAUGUCAUUCCAGAUGAAAUAAACCUAUCUAAUUAUCAUAAUAUAUCAUUGAAAGAUGCUGGUAUCGCUCCAUCAGUUCAAGGUGUAAUAUUUCAACUUCGUGAAAAUCAUAUUGAAUCAGUUGAUAAUAUUGAUACGAUGAUCAAAUGGAACGAAAGUGAUAUUGAUGAUAAACCAAUAUUUGUUGAAAUUUUAUUGGACAAAAAUAAUAUAAGCAAAUUGUCCUGGAAUCGAUUGAAUAACAAAACAAUUGAUUCAAUGGUUUUGGUGAAAAAAUUAUCAUUGCAAAACAAUAAUUUGAAACAGAUACCGUUAUCGUUAUUGGAAAAUUUUGAUGCGCUUGUUCAAACUAAUCAAACACGUAGAUCACCACGAACAAUUAAACCAAGACUAUUCUUGGGUAAUAAUCCGAUUGAUUGUCAUAAUGAUCCAUUACCACCGGGAAGUGAUUGUUAUAUUCGUGAUUUUAAACAAUGGCUUUCAAGUCAUCCAAGUUUAAUUGGCGAUGUUAAUAUGAUCAAAUGUGAUCGUGAAACAAUUGAUACAAAUUCGUCAAGUUUAGUCAUUGUCAAUAUGAGUGAUGAACAUCUUUGCCCUGUACUAAUACCACCAACAAGCAAUACAGCAUUGAUGGCAUUAUCAAUUAUCUGUGUAAUUUUGGCAUCAUCAUUGUUUGUCGUUUCGGUACUCUAUUAUAGAAACAAACAAACCAUAUUGGCAUUUAUUUACAUUCAUCUGAAUCCGAUAUUCAUCUGUCUUAAUUUCACCGAAGACGAUCUUGAUGAAGAAAAAAUUUACGAUGCAUUUGUAUCAUACUCAAGUUCGGAUCGUGAUGUAGUGAUGGAAUUGAUUGAAAAACUUGAAAAACCACAUGAUAUGAAUGAAGUUAGUUUAAUUCUUCAGAAUGGAUUGUCCAUCCAUGAAGGUAAAGUGGAUCAAGUUGUACCGGAAAAUGUGUUCAAAAAAUCUGCAACACUUAAAUCAACAAAUAAAUCAUCGAUGGAUGUGGAAAAUGGAACAGAAAAUAAUAGCUAUAGACUUUGUAUCCAUGAACGUGAUUGGCUACCUGGAAAUCUUAUCAGUUGGAACAUUGUGAAUAGUGUACAGAAUUCGAAACGCACAAUUUUAAUACUGUCCGAAAGUUUUAUUCGAUCUAUUUGGUUUCAAGUAGAAUUUCAUACCGCCUAUUAUCAAAUGUUGGAAGAUAAAAUGGAUCGCCUAAUUGUUAUAGUACGAGGUAAUCUUCCGCCAAAAGAUGAACUGGAUAAAGAUCUUAAUUUUUUGCUAACAACAAAAACCUAUCUGGUAUGGGGUGAAAAAUGGUUCUGGGAAAAACUUUACUAUGCAAUGCCACAUAAAAAAAAUCGUCCAAACAUGAUGAAACAAGAUCGAACGGAAAAGGAUAAACUUACAUCCGUAAUGUCACCAACAAAUACGAUAAAAUAUAAUGGUACAUCAUUGAAUGGUCGAUUGAAUGGUUUGAAUGAUAAUUGGUCAUCAUCAAAAUCAUCAAAUCCUAAAACUGAAGCAAUGAAACAAUAUGUUGAUAAAACGAUUGCAAGUCAUUUUCAGCUAAAUUCAUAUUCGCCCAAUUCAUCCAUCAUUGCUGAUCAUCAUCAUCUUAAUAAUAAACAGGCAGCCCCACAACCGCCACAUGUUGUAAAUGGCAUUUCAUCAUCAUCGUCAUCAUCAUCAACACCCAAUUCGAAUAAUAUUAAUAGUCGUCCGGCACCAAAAAGUCUUCGAAAUUCCGCUGUGGUUGUUAGCCCAACUCGAGAGUUGGCCACUCAGAUUUUCAACGUAUUCAAAAUAUUCACCGAUCAUUCAGAUGAAUUCCAUUUUAAAAUGAUGUUGCUAAUCGGUGGUAGUAAUACUGAUAAAGAUAUACGAAACUAUGCUAACAAUGGUGCCAAUAUAAUUGUUUCUACACCUGGUCGACUGUUUGAUCUACUUGAAAAAUCCACCAUUUUUUCUUCGAAAAUUCGUCAAUGUCUUGAAGUAUUUGUUUUGGACGAAGCUGAUCAAUUAUUGAAUUUAGGUUUUGAAAAAACGUUGAACGAUAUAAUUGACUAUCUGCCAAAAUUACGACGAACAUCUCUAUUCUCAGCAACACAAACAAAAGAAGUGAGUCAAUUAAUUCGAGCUGGCCUUAGAAAUCCUAUGAAAAUCGAAAUCAAAGAAAAGAAUUUGAAAAAAUUGAAACCAAAUCAAUUACAUAUGCCCAAUAGAUUAAUGAAUAAGUAUAUCGUUUUCGAAUCAGCUGAAGAUAAAUUACCAUUUCUUAUUGAUUUUAUUCGACAACAUUCGAAAGAAAAAUUUCUAGUUUUUACAUCGACGUGUGCACAAGUGAAUUAUUUUGAACGAAUUUUAAAUCGUUAUCUAAGUAGUAACAAAAUUUUACUACUUAAAUUACAUCGAAAACUUAAGAAUAAGAGACAAAAAAUCUAUGAUCAAUUUCGUGAAACAAAUCAUUCAUUGUUGCUUUGUACCGAUGUUGUUAGUCGUGGUGUCGAUAUACCUCAAGUCGAUUGGGUCAUACAUUUCGAUUUACCGUUGACCAUUGAAAACUAUGUUCAUCGUUGUGGCCGUUCAGCUCAUCAGAUCAACACUUAUGGUAAUUCAUUAUUGUUUUGUCUUGGCCAUGAAAUGCAAUUUGUUGAUCAUUCUAAAAGUAGAGGUAUCGAUGUACAACAAUUCGAUCAAAAUGAAUUGAAAUUGGAUUUACAAUUAAAAGAAUCGCUGUUCAAUUGGAUUCGAUCCGAAUUGAAACGAAAUAUCAAUUUUUAUCAAAUGUCAAUAGAAGCAUUUGUCAGUUUUAUUCGAACUUAUUCAUCUAAACAUCUGAUGGCUAAAUGGUUAUUUAAAAAUUGUGAUGUGGUUGAUAUUGCCAAUGGUUAUGGAUUGUUAACGAUGCCUAAAAUGCCUGAAUUACGUCAGGCAAAAAAAUGUUCCACUCAAUUUAAAGGUAGUGAUGAAGAUGCUAAGAUUGUUGGAAAAUUUAAACAAAUCUUAUAUGAUAAGAAAGUUAUCAAAAACAAUGAUUCGGAACAAGUGUCAAAAAUUGAAAGUAAUACGGCUAAAAAAUUCGGUUUCAAACGUAAUCCAGAAAUUGCCCAAACAAUACGCAAAGUUCGUCGCAAUAAAACGAUGAAAGGACGUACGAGAAAAAUUAUCUUUGAUGAAUUAGAUCUUGAAGAACUAAAUUCAGAUGCUAGAAUGGUUAAAAAAUUGAAAAAAAGUAAGAUUUCAAACAAAGAGUUUGAUGAUUAUUUUGGUCUAUCCAAAUGAUUAUCAUCAUAAUGAUAAUCAACAAAUGUCUUUCCUGUUUUGCAAAUGG